AUGCGUUUCUCCUUCGCCGCUGCUGUUGCCGCCCUGGCUGCUGGUGCUGUUGCCAGCGAGGCCGUCACUACUGAGACCGUCACCGCUUACACCACCUACUGCCCUGAGGCUACCUCCAUCGUUUACGGUGGUUCUACCUACAGCGUCUCUACUCCCGGCCACAUCACCCUGACUGGCUCAUUCACCGUCACUCGCCCUCUGGUCACCCAGACCGUGACCCAGUGCAACAAGUGCUCCUCCUCCACCCCUCUCCCCACCACCCCCGUCGUCUCCCCCAGCACCGCUCCCUCCUCCACCCCUCUGGUUCCCUCCGGCGCUGCUGCCACCGGCUCCGCUGCCUCCACUCCCGCCUUCAACGCCGGUGCCAUCAACGCCGCCGCCGGCGCUGGUGCCGGCCUGGCCGCCGUCUUCGGUGCCGUCGCCCUCCUGCUGUAA
Messenger RNA from Penicillium brasilianum, 435 nucleotides. The record is from the annotation of a GenBank genome assembly. Lineage: Eukaryota; Fungi; Ascomycota; Eurotiomycetes; Eurotiales; Aspergillaceae.